Messenger RNA from Chiroxiphia lanceolata (lance-tailed manakin), 9270 nucleotides. It is a transcript of the gene ZNF512B, whose product is annotated as zinc finger protein 512B. The record is from RefSeq and is a predicted model, not a curated record. Gene Ontology annotation, molecular function: zinc ion binding. The transcript has 16 exons. The coding region runs from base 3285 to 5492 and encodes 735 amino acids. Lineage: Eukaryota; Metazoa; Chordata; Aves; Passeriformes; Pipridae.
UGGCAGGGCUUCACCUGCCACGUGCUUCCCUCCCGGGGAAACCUCCAGCAAGGGUGAUUCCUCUCCCUCCCUAGGAAGCCUCUCCCACCGCUUCCUUGUCUUUGUUCCCUGGAAGUUUUUCCCAGCGACUCCAGUUCUGCCUGGAGUUCAUGGGAGAGAGCACAGCUCCUCUGACAGCAACAGGAAUGGCAGUGCCCUUUGGCAUCCGUUGUCUGUGCUGGCCUCAUUGCAUCUCUGCUGGCACAUGGCUUGUGCCAGGGCAGCAGCUCCCUUGUCUUUUGGCAUUCCUUGCACUGGAGCUGUUGGUAAAUUACUGAUGAUAAGUGGAGUGGACCGAUGGGUGACCAGGCGGUUGGCGCAUGGCCCAGUGCCUCUGUGGGGAUGGGACUGGGGCGGGAGUCCCGGCCGGAGAACUUGCGGUCAGGACUCGUGGGUGACGUUCCCCCUGGCAGCCAUAAGGAUGUCGUGGGACUGUGAGAGGAUUGCAGCCAUCUCUGGCUGCGUGCAUGCUCCUGUGGGCCUGAUCCGAAGGCAGGCAUUUCUACAUGGAAUUAUUUCCGCUUUCCCGCUUUAUGCCCAAUUUUCAGGCUGUGCCCAGCCCUCAAAGCCUGACAGCUCUGCAGGAGGGAUUUGUCACAGUGGGAAAAAGCCUGUUGGGACUGCCACUGGCUGGGAUGUGGCUGUCCCUUGUCACAUCCCACAGAGAAGCUCAUGGCCGUGCCGGCCGGGCUCGGCUGCUGGUGGCUUUGGAACAGUGCCUUUGGUUCCCAGACUUCACUCCCCCUUCCCACAGCCAUGGGUUUCCUCCUCACCCUUGCUCCUAGCAGUGCCAACUUGACCUCUACUCAUCCUGCGCUGGCUUCUGUGUUGACAGAGGUUUUUUUAUGUGGAGCUGGAUUGAGAUGCUUCAAAAAUAUUGCCACAAACUUCUAAAAAGUUACCUAAAAAGAGCUGGAGGCUUCGUAAGAUGCUACCAGUCCCAACCUUCCCGCACCAUAUCCCAGCCCUGCUAAUGGCUAGGAUGUGCCAAUACCUUCUCUUCCCAUUACCAGCAAAAGGGUUCUCACUUUUGGUGAGAAAAACCUUAAGGAAAGCGUGGAAGGGCACGGGCUGUUGCCCAUUUCGGUGUGUGUUACUCAAAAAUGAGUGAGAAGUUUGAUAUUACAAAAAAACCCCAGAAUGGCUUUUGCUGAUUUUUGCUCUCUUGCUCUGGGACAAUUCCUCUGUGAUCCCUGGGGUUGUAUCGGUGGCCGGGGAGCAGAGUUUGGCUCUUGCUAAAUGGUUUAUAGGAUUUUUAUUUUUCAUUUAAUCAAAAAACAAGAAGGGGAAAAAUUCAAAGAAGUAUUUGAUGUGGAAAACCAAAAUAUUCAGAACCCCUUAAGCUGGGCAGAGAGGGUCUCUUUGAGGGGAUGGAUGUUUUAAGGGGAAUGAGAAGUGUCCAGCUGCUGGAGCUGGGCUGAGCUGGGCACUUUGGACAUUUUGGGAACGGAGUGUUGGUGUGAUGCUCAGUGGUGUGUGGUGCCACGGGGUGUUUGGGGUGCAGGAGGUGGGCUAUCAGCAGGGUCUGCCCUGCCUGUCACAUCUUGCAUGUCACCUUGAGCUGCCCAGCAAGGUGGGCACAGAAGUUCUGUGCUCUGUCACCCCCUGCAUUUUGGCACUAGGAUAAAGGUGUCCCUGGAUGCAUAAAGGUGUCAGCCGUACAGGUCUCCCCUCAGUUUUUGCCUGUUUUGAAGACAGAGAUCUUGUCUUCACCUUUCAGUUCUCUGAUCUUUUGUGCGUCUCUUUUUUUCCCCUGUUUUCUCUGAGCAACUUGAUUAAGGAUUGCUCAGAGGUGCCAGGAGGCAGCAUGGGAAGGAAGGGGGCUGGCACAUUUAUCCCUGGAGAACUGGGGACAGUAGCAGUGCCCACAUUAGUAGGAGUGGAGCAACGAUUUGGGAAGGGGCUGCAGGGAACCCUCUCUUUGCCUGCUCCAGGAAGGAGCCGCUGGCAGUCAGGCUGCAGCUCCUUCCCAGCUCUCCCACUGAAAGAGCCCAAAUUAGCUGAAUCAACGAUGCCCGUGUUCAGCACCAAAUGCCACAGAACCUGUUGCCAAGGCUGGAAUUUCUCACUUGAUCGGAUUAACCUUUGUGUCCAUGCAACCAACCACAUACGUGUCACCAGCUGAGCUUUUGCCAGUUCUCUUCUCAGAGCAUGUGGGAUGUGUGCGAUGUGCAGUCCCUGAUCCCCCACAGAAAGUCCCUGGGGGCACCUCAGAAAGAGCUGCUGGACCCUCAUGUCCCACUUGGUGGCAUGGCUGGCAGCCUGGCUAUGCAGGAGAUGCUCCCCUAUUCCUCUGGGCAUGAGAACAGGUGGAAUGAGUCUGGAUGCUCUGGGAAUCAACUCUGUUGAGUUAAAUGACGCUGAACAUGAUCUUGUGGGAGGAACUGGGAGUGACGACUCAAAUCCAUGUUUUGAAAAAGCCUGUGGGUGAGCAUCAGCAUCACGUCCCAGCCAGGGUAUCAAGGCUGUAGUGGUCUGGGCAAUCACUUCCCAAGGAGCUGAUGCUCUCAUUGUGAAGGUGUGGAGGAGUUCUUUCCGCCAAAUCCUUAUGUGGCAUCUCCCGGUGCAGCCCCCAUCCUCUGACAUGUCUUUACUUGUGCUGUCGGGAAGGGAAGACAGAACUUGAAGCCAGAGACAAAGGCAGUCAUUCUGUGGGCUUCUUCCUGGCCCCACCAAACGGAGGGGUGUCUUGCUGCCGCUUCCUUCAGGAGCGAGAGUGGGCCUUCUGCGAUAAUUCCUGAUGUUCAUUAUUUAUAGAGAAGCCAAAUUGAAUUAUUAAUACAGAAAAUUCAGAUAACAUUAACAAUUCUCAGUUUAUAACGGUUUCCCAUUAAUAAGGAAAAUUGGAAAUUUAUCACUACAUCUGUUCAUUAAAACUCACUAUUUUUUUUUUUUUGCUUUUGGUGUCUCAAAUGAAAGCAGAGAAAUAAACGAAGAGGGAAGGCCAUUUAUUCACUACUUCUCUUGGCAAAGUCAGCCCAUAAUUUUUAAUAAAGUCUUUGCUGUUGUACGUGGAGGGGAAGCCAGGCUGUAAUGAAAGCAGCUUUCCAGCCAUGUCUGUGGCGUUCCUUGACCCUAGAACAAAUACUCAGAAGCACGUCCCGUUUCUUCUCUUUGUGGGAAUCUUCAAGCUGCGUGAUAGUUUGCUUGUUUCCCUCCCUCCCCAGCAGCUCUCCUUGCUUUCACCAUGUGUUGUUCCCGGCUCCGAGGAGUGAAUUUUAACGCCUCCCCUGCUUCUUUCAGAGAUGGCGGAUUCCUAUACCUGCAAAGGUGGAAGGAAAGCUGCAGGCUCUAACAAACCUGCUGCCAGCAAAGAAAGCAGGACGGAGACAAGGAUAAACCCACCGGCAGAGCUGCCCAAGCUGGAAAAUGCGACCAGUGACAAAACUGAAGGCAGGAAGAAAGGACGACCCAAGGCCGAGAAUCAGGCACUGAAAGACAUCCCUCUCCCCCUGAUGAAUCAGUGGAAGGAUGAAUUCAAAGCCCACUCCAGGGUCAAAUGUCCCAAUUCAGGCUGCUGGCUGGAGUUCCCCAGCAUUUAUGGCUUGAAGUACCACUAUCAGCGCUGCCAAGGGGGUGCGAUCUCAGAGAAGCUGACCUACUCGUGCUCGUACUGUGAAGCUGCCUUCACCUCCAAAACCCAGCUGGAAAAGCAUCGGCUCUGGAAUCACUUGGACCGGCCAGUGCCAACCAGCAAAGCAGAAAACAAAGUGCCCAAGGCCAUUGGGAAGAGCAGUGGAAAGAAAAGAGCUGCUGAGAGUUCAGCUUGCCCCACCAUCCAUCCCAAACAGCCAAAGACGGAAAAAGCUGUGGCCCAGGAGCACACGGAGAAUGGCGAGUGCCUGGCGGAGAGCCGGGAGAGCAAGGAGUUCCAGAUCGCGGCGGCCGAGGCGAUGGCGGCCGCCACCCCCACGGCCAAGUCCUCGAGCGGGAAGGACACCGGGCAGCAGCGGGGCAGCCAGGCCUCGCUGCAGGAGGAAGACCCCGAGAGGAUGAAGCACAAGUCAGGAAGGAAACAGAAAACUCCUAAGAAGUUUACGGGGGAGCAGCCGUCCAUCUCGGGGACAUUUGGACUGAAAGGUCUUGUCAAAGCAGAGGACAAGGCAAAAGCCCAUCGAGCCAAGAAGUUGGAGGGAAACACCGGUAUGGAGGAGCUGAAAAAGAAAUCUCCAGGAGUUGCUGUGAAGAAGGAAACUGCUGUGCACCUACCAGCAGCAAACCCAGAGGACCAGUGGCAGCGGGAGAUCAGCGAGAAGGGGGAAGUCUCCUGUCCAACCUGCAGUGUUAUAACCAGGAAAACUAUCGUGGGGCUCAAAAAGCACAUGGAUGUCUGCCAGAAACUGCAGGAUGCCUUGAAGUGUCAGCACUGCAAAAAACAGUUCAAGUCUAAAGCUGGGCUGAAUUACCACACCAUGGCUGAACACGUCAGCAAGCCUGUUCCUGUGGAAACCGCUGGACUUGGUGAACAGGAAGAGCGGGAAAGGCUGAGGAAAGUGCUAAAGCAGAUGGGAAAACUGAAAUGCCCCAAUGAGGGCUGCGUGGCCAACUUCUCCAGCCUGAUGGGUUACCAGUACCACCAGAAACGGUGUGGGAAGCAGCUCACCGAGGCCGACAAGCCUGUUUUCAGCUGUCCACACUGCAGCAAGAAGUACAAAUCCAAGGCUGGCCACGACUACCAUGUGCGGUCAGAACACACGGCCUCGCCUCCGGAGGAGCCAGAGGUGAAGCAGGAGCCUGCUCCCAUAGAAGAUUUCGAGAGGACCCCGAGCGGCCGCAUCCGCCGGACAUCGGCCCAAGUGGCCGUGUUUCACCUCCAGGAGAUAGCAGAGGAUGAGCUCGCCAGGGAUUGGACCAAGCGGAGGAUGAAGGAUGACCUGGUGCCUGAAACGAAGCGGCUCAAUUACACCCGACCAGGGCUUCCAAAGCUCAAUCCCAGGCUGCUGGAAAACUGGAAGAAUGAAGUGAAGGAGAAGGGCCGCAUCAACUGUCCCAACAAUUUCUGUGAAGCCAUUUACUCCAGUGUCUCGGGGCUGAAAGCUCACCUGGCCAACUGCAACAAGGGAGACCACUUGGUGGGCAAGUACCGCUGCCUCCUGUGCCAGAAGGAGUUCAGCUCUGAGAGCGGCGUCAAGUACCACAUCAUCAAGGCUCACUCAGAGAACUGGUUCCGAACCUCCUCAGAGGCCAGCCGGAAAAAGAAAAACAGGGAACAGCUUUCUUCCAGCAAAGAGGAGAAAAAGAAAAGCACAAACGGGAAGAAAAGAGGGAGGAAACCCAAGGAGAGGCCUCCAGAAAUGUCUCCAAAGGGCAAAGAAAGCGUGGCAGCAAAGACUAAUCACAAGAAAACCCUCGAGCACUGGGAAGGCUCCCGGGGCAGCCCCGAGGGGGACGAGCAUGUCCCCAAGCCCCCCGGCCAGCGGAAGGGAGGAGCCAGCAAGAUGCCUGAGAAAUGAGCAGCUCAGAGACUCACGUCCAAGGAUUCGUUUACAGCCCAGGGUAACAGGGUGGGGGUCUCUCCCGGUUUUAUGUCCUCUCCUUCCCAUCCCACCUCCCUUCCCCCCACCCUCCUCUCACCCUCUUUUUACAAAAAGAAAGGAAAAAAAAAGAAAAAAAAAAAGACAGACAAUACCAAUUAACCACUUUGAACAAGUCACGGACCUUGUUUCACACUGGAAAACAAACAGGAUCAAGGAAGCUGGACCGUUCUCCACCCCCUGCCUCUGUACAUACCCCUCGGUGGGACCCCGCUGCCUCCCCCAGCCCGUGAUUCCCCUCCCCUGCGCCAAACUGGUGACGCUUGAGUGAAAGAGAAGUGCAAUAGCAGCGGGUCCCGUGGAUGGGGACCCUCCGCCAGCAGCUGCGUGCCGGGGCAGGGAGCUGCCCGCCCGCCUGCCUGGCAGCCUCCAGCGGGCCCCAGCCUUCCAGCUCCAGGGCAAUGUUUCCAAAGAUGUUUGACCUGGUCGGGCAGAGGGUCCGGCAGCGGAUGCCGGGGGGGUCGGCAGCACUUUCCCCGCUGCCUCAGGUCGAGGGUGAAUGCGUUUGGCAGGGAUCGGCUCCGUGGGGUGUCGGCUUUGCAGGGUUUGUCUCAGCGGCGCAGGCAGAGGAGGGAACAGGGAAAGCGGGCACGGAGUGUGACCAGGGCCGGGGGUGCGGGGGGCGAGAGCGGGAGGUGGGACUGUUCGGGUUGGAGGAUUUAAUGGAAGGUUGGGGGAAUGUUGUGGGCACCGUGGAGUGUGGCAGUGCGACCAAGGAGGGGGCACAAUGAGGGAGCUGUGCUCGGAUUGUAUUUGCAAACGCAGCUGGCAGUGCCGGGGUCAGGGGGAGAUGGCAGCCAUCAACCUGCCCCCCCAGCCUGGGGGGGCAUCCAAGGGUGGUUGAGAGUCCCUUUGUGCUCUAUCCAAUCACAGUAAAGGGAGGAAUGGGGUCUCGGUUCCCCAGUUGCAGCCGUGGGAGGUGUGUGAUGGGGACAGGGACAGCAUCAAGUGACAAUCACGGGUCCUGCUUUGGGGGGAGCCCAGCCGCUGCCCGGGCACCUCCCGCUCCCUCGUCCCUCGGGGACGGGACCCGCUGUGGGGGUAGUUCCUGCUCCCAAGAUGCAUCUGAGCCCCCGAUCAUCCCCCUCAGGAUGGGAGGUCCCUAUGGUGCCGUCCCUGCUUGUGCUCUUCUCCCGGGCUCUUCUUUGCACCUGUGCUGACACGGUCAUCACACCUCGCUCCAGCCAGAGGGAACCCUCCUGGACCAGGACAUAUCCGUCUCCAGACAAAACCAGGCUACCUCGGUCCUUGGGAAACAGGCACGUUUCCUCUCGGUAACAGAACAGAAAACCUUAAUUCGAUUUUUUCCCUAUGCAGAGCCAGGAAAGUGGCAUCGGAGGGAGAGCUUCUGCUUUUGCUUAAUCAGUUCAAAUCUCAAUCCUCUCUAUCCCAGGAGUCGCUGCUCCUUGCUGCCCGCUAGAGGCUUGGUAUCAUUCCCUGGCUUCGAGCAGCGUCUCAGUCAUAAUUAACAUCCUCCACUGGCAGGUUAUUCCAGCCGAGCAGGGAGGGGGGGCGGUGGUGGCUGAAGCCAGGGCUUCCCGGGGAGCGAGGUCUCCUGCUCUGUCCACGGCUCCGGCCCCUGGAUCCACGCUCUGCAUUGCCCAGCGAGCUGGGCACGUGCCUUCGGGUGAGGGAACGUGCUGGAGCACUGCUGGCUGUGCUGGGCCUCGAGGCAAUUUGUGACAAAGCUUAAUUAGUCACUGCAGCCUGGUCGCUGCUUGCUCUUCAUUGGAUCUGUGUUUGGAUGCUGUCACCGGGGCAGAUCCUGCCUUCCCGGGGAAGGGGGAGAGCUCCAGGAGGUGUAGGAUGUGCACGCUUGGAGCUGCUCGUUCUUUGUCACGACAGGGACGUUGGGGCACUGUCCUGGCAGUGGUGUUCUCUGCUGCUGAGCCCGUGUGCCCUCAUCAAGGCCACAAUGGCUGGGAGGACAGUGACCCCCCACCCCAAGAGGGUGUUUGGGGGGCACACUGGGGCUGCUGGGGAGGCCAGCAGCAGCAGGAAGGGGACAGCGGGCAGAGAUGGGGACCUGGCACUGAAAUCUCUGCAAAGGGGCAGAGGGAGCCGCUGCAUCCCAAAAUCAUGUCCCACCACCGAAGAAAGCCCUUGGGAAAGCUUCAUGUCCUGACCCAGGGAGGGGUGACCCAGGUGGCCCAGGCUGCUGGCUUGGAUGGUCACCACACAAUUCCCACUGCCUCCCCUGGGCAGAGCUCGGGCUCCAUUCUCAUUAAUGUGCAGUUAAUUGGCUUCUCGUUGAUUAAAUUAAGAGGCAGCACUGUGCUGCAUGUGGGGGGAGCCUUGGGAGCUGCUCAGGGCGGGGGAGACCCAGGGAAAGGCCAGCUUGGGGAGUUGUCAGGGAGUCCACAUCAAAACCCAACGUCUGCUUCCUUAACUAGAGUGUCUGCAAAGGAGCAUCCUGAGAGGAGCAGGGACAGCUGUGGUGACCUCACAAAGUGACACCAGCCUGGAGGGGACCCCAGGGACCAUCUGGGAUCUUAGGAUCAGCAGCAGGAGCAGCAGUCCUGGUGCUGUCCCUGUCACCCUCAGACCUGGGAAAUGUGCACAGCCCCGGUGAGGGCAGCACUGUGGUCAGCUGGGAAUUUCCAUGAGAAAAUGACAUCUUCAAGGGUUUUUUUUUCCCCUGAAAAGGUGUUUUCCCCACUAGUCAUCACUCAGAGAGGAACAUGUUCCUCCACUUUCUCCAUGAGACAUCCUUAACUCUCCUGCUUGUCCGGGGAAGGUUCCAGAGCGAUGCCAGGACCCCAGCAGCUGCCAGCGAGUGGGCAGGGCUGAGUGACACCACAGUGGCAUUGCUGGGGCCGGCGGGUUGUGUCCCUUCAGGUGCUCCCAGUGAGGCAGUGCCAGCUGGGAAACACCUUGAUCCAGAGGGAUGGGCAGAGGCUGCAGGACCAGAUAGGGGGACAAGGUGUCCUGUCCCCUUCCAUCCCCUCAUCUGCAGGGUUUGGGAGUUUUGUCACUCUAGGGACAGUGACACGGUGGUCCCACCCCUCCACUGUUGGGGAAACCCACCAUCCCGUCACCCGUGUCCCCAAGGAAAGGGCUAAACCUCUGUGGGAGCAGGGAUGGACUGCAACCCCAUGGGAAGACCUCAUGGAAAGCUUCAGUCACGGGGGGCUGCUGUGGCUGAGGAACCCCUGGCACUGACACCACACCCCGGUGAGGGUGGCUGUGCUGUGCUGGCUCCAGGCGGGAAGCGAGGGCCAAAUCCAGCCGCAGUAGAUGGAGCUGCCUGGGCCUGGAGCAUCUCUCACACCCAGGAACCUUGGGAGUGUUUUGUUCUUUUCUUUCUCUCCUCGUGACACCCAUCCCACGGCAUAUCCGAAUGUUUCUCGUCGAUGCCAGUUAUUAGUGCAUAGUGUAUUUGGGGAAAAAAUGAAAACAUUAAAAAAAAAAAUAGGAAAAAAAAAAGAAUUUUCAAUUAUCACUUGUAACCAUAUAUAUAAAUAUAUAAUAUAUAUAUUAAAAAGUGUUUAUUUGCAAAAAAUAAAAUUGUUUAACGGUAAACUAUCUUAUAAGUAAACUCCCAAUUGUGACGAUCUGUUCUUUGUUAAUCAUUGACAAAUCCUCAGUUGAGAGUACUGUCCGAGCAGCUCCGAGCAGCUGAGCCCCUGCGGAGGCGCUCCCUGUACUGUAUGUAUGAAACAGCUGUAUCGAAUAAAUGGUUAUUGAUUUUUUAUUA